AUGAGCAGAGCUAAUAAGUCGUUAACUAAAUAUAAGAUUGUGUUCUUGGGUGAACAAGGUGUCGGUAAAACUUCGCUAAUUACUAGAUUUAUGUACGAUACAUUUGAUGAUCAUUACCAGGCAACUAUUGGUAUUGAUUUUCUGUCGAAAACCAUGUAUCUAGAUGACAAGACUAUUAGACUUCAAUUGUGGGACACUGCUGGUCAAGAAAGAUUCAGAUCUUUGAUUCCUUCUUAUAUCCGAGACUCUAGGGUUGCGAUUGUUGUCUACGAUAUUACUAAGAAAAAGUCUUUUGAAUACAUUGAUAAAUGGAUUGAAGAUGUUAAAACGGAAAGAGGAAGUGAAAACGUCAUACUGUGCAUUGUUGGUAACAAGAGCGAUCUUUCUGAUGAGAGACAAGUUACUACGGAAGAAGGUGAAGCUAAAGCAAAAGAACUAGGUGCCACUAUCUUCAUGGAGACAUCAACGAAAGCUGGCCAUAAUGUUAAAAAUCUAUUCAAGAAAAUUGCAAAGUCUCUUCCUGAGUUUCAAAACUCUGAUUCCACUCCUUUAGAUGAUAAUAAUGAAAGCAACACUGCAAAUAAUAAAGCACAAGUAAUUGACAUAAGCUCUACUGAAAAUGAAAAUCAAGGGAAUUGUCAAUGUUAA
Molecule: messenger RNA, 648 nt
Organism: Tetrapisispora phaffii CBS 4417
Lineage: Eukaryota; Fungi; Ascomycota; Saccharomycetes; Saccharomycetales; Saccharomycetaceae
Gene: YPT6
Product: Rab family GTPase YPT6
Exons: 1
Coding region: 1-648 (215 amino acids)
Molecular function (GO): GTP binding; GTPase activity
Source: RefSeq, a predicted model, not a curated record